Messenger RNA from Impatiens glandulifera, 330 nucleotides. RefSeq names its product abscisic stress-ripening protein 2-like. The transcript has 2 exons. Lineage: Eukaryota; Viridiplantae; Streptophyta; Magnoliopsida; Ericales; Balsaminaceae. The coding region runs from base 1 to 330 and encodes 109 amino acids. The record is from RefSeq and is a predicted model, not a curated record.
AUGGAAGAAGAGAAGAAGCAUCACUUCUUUCACCACAAUGAGGAAGAUGUACCCGUAGACCAUGAGAAGGAAGAGAAGCACCAUAAACAUCUCGAGCAUCUCGGUGAACUCGGUGUUGCUGCUGCCGGCGCCUAUGCCUUGCAUGAGAAGCACGAGGUGAAGAAGGAUCCGGAACAUGCCCAUAAGCACAAGGUAGAGGAAAAGAUUGCGGAAUCAAUAGCUGUUGGAGCGGGCGGGCUCGCUUUCCAUGAAAAACAUGAGAAGAAGGAGGAGAAAGAAGCGAUGAAAGAAGCCGAAGGCGAGAAGAAACAUCACCAUGGCCUAUUCUAG